AUGUCAAACGUAAUAAGCGGUAAAAUACUUAUACCAGUAUCAUUUGGGGCUUAUGCUUCAUUGGAUUAUCCAUUCAUAGUAUUGUGGGGGGAACAUAUUUAUAGACCUUACAAAAUACCAUUUUAUUAUGAUAAAUAUAACGAUAAAUAUAAUUACUACUAUUAUCCUAAUUAUAAUUCGCAAUCGGUGGUACCCACUGAAUACAGUUCAUCAUCAUCGUCAUCAUCAUCAUAUGAGAAUUAUGGAGAUAAUUAUAAUAAUGAAAUAUUGAAAAGUGAACAACAGGCGGAAGAUUUAUAUUAUUAUGACAGAAAUACAAAUGAUAAAACUUCACCUGCCAGUCAAAAAGAUGAUCAAAGUUAUAAAAAUGACAAUUAUCAGACAUCCUUUUAUGAUAAUAUUAAAUAUGCCCAGCCAGAUUAUAACACAGUUAAGAAAAAGAAAUCAAAUUCUAUGUAUAGUAAAUACAAUUACAAGAUGCCUGAAGUUACAAAUUCCCAUUACAGGAAACGCUUACAAAGAGAACCGACAUAUAAGUAUAAACCUAAUGUACAUAAAUUAAAGAAAUUUGGAUAUAAUCAAUACAAAGUAUCAAAGACAGUUUAUACUAAUGAUAACCUUAGAAAAUAUCACAAUAAUAACAGACAAGUAGGUUAUCAAUCGAGUAAAUCUAAUGAUCACCAUCAUAUCGAUGAUCACUAUCAUUUCGAUGAUCACUAUCAUAUCGAUAAUCACCAUUACAUCGAUGAUCACCAUCAUAUCAUUGAUCAAGAUCAUAUCGAUAAUGAACAUCAUAUCGAUGAUCACCAUUACAUCGAUGAUCACCAUCAUAUCAUUGAUCAAGAUCAUAUCGAUAAUGAACAUCAUAUCGAUGAUCACCAUUACAUCGAUGAUCACCAUCAUAUCAUUGAUCAAGAUCAUAUUGAUAAUGAACAUCAUAUCGAUGAUCACAUUACUAGGUCUUCAAACAAGGAUAACGAUAAGUCUGUAACAAUGAAAUAUUAUGAUCAACUUAUUGAUGAUAUGCGUAAACCGGAUUAUGAUAAUAAAAAUUAUAAUAAAUUUAAUUAUAAAAAUUAUCAAAAUUCUAAACGUGUUUACAAGAAACCAAUGAUCAAUGUUCGAGAAAUGUCAAAUGAUGUUUAUGAAAAAAGGAAAUUAAAAAAUGGUGAUGAAAAACGUCGAAAGGAAAACGGUAGGGAUCGAAAUGAUAAACCAAAACCUGACAAUGAAAAUAAUUAUAUUGAUAGAAAAACUAAUUAUGAUGAGGCCAUAAAUAGAAAAGCCCCAAAAAAUGAAAUGGGCAGAUCAGUAAAGAAGAGAGAAGACAAUAAAAAGGAGGUUAAAAAGGAAAGAAAAUAUUCAAGUAAAGAUGAUGUUAGUGUGAUUAAAGUAAUUAAUGAAUACGCAUAA
This is a messenger RNA of Schistosoma spindalis, 1413 nucleotides long. Lineage: Eukaryota; Metazoa; Platyhelminthes; Trematoda; Strigeidida; Schistosomatidae. The record is from the annotation of a GenBank genome assembly.